Messenger RNA from Triplophysa dalaica, 3288 nucleotides. RefSeq names its product fucosyltransferase 8a (alpha (1,6) fucosyltransferase) (gene fut8a). The record is from RefSeq and is a predicted model, not a curated record. Gene Ontology annotation, cellular component: Golgi cisterna membrane. NCBI's taxonomy places the organism in Eukaryota, Metazoa, Chordata, Actinopteri, Cypriniformes, Nemacheilidae. Gene Ontology annotation, biological process: protein N-linked glycosylation. Gene Ontology annotation, molecular function: glycoprotein 6-alpha-L-fucosyltransferase activity; protein binding. Bases 542 to 2287 code for a protein of 581 amino acids. The transcript is spliced from 11 exons.
AAGCGAGCAGCCUCCUUAAGAGCCCAGCAGCGAGCGAGAAUUCAGACAGCAGCAGUCUCCCCAGUUCCUGUUUCCGCCACGACUCCAGACGCACAUCGCCACAAAGCAUCAAUUUCAAUAAAGCAUACGCGCUUUGGAGAUACCCGUAUUCUCGUGCGAAAACAAGGAGGAGAGAGAACCGUCCGCAUGUGUCACAGCUAAGCAUAUUUAUGGGACGCAUAGUCUGAGGCAGAAAUCCUUGGAGACGCCCUGCAGGAAGAGGAACUAAUCUGAGCCAUCAGUCCUCUGAAGUUCUCAGAGGAUCUCGAAGCAGGGGGAAACAAGAUCCGGGCAUACUCGAACGCUCCGCUUCUUCUCCCCGAGGGGCCGCUGCCAUGAUAUAACCUCUGAACGACUACACGCACGCAAGAAACGCCCCAUCGACUCCUGACAUUCACCCUCUGCUGUGGAGGAGCCUUGAGGUGGUGCGUUGCUGCUGGGGUGAGCAUGCCUCAGACUCCUGUGUUGUGAAAGGAGUGUGUUCUGGGCAGCAGUAGGCGCCAUGCGUCCCUGGACGGGCUCGUGGCGCUGGAUUAUGCUAGUGCUGCUGGCCUGGGGCACGCUGCUUUUCUACAUCGGGGGUCACCUUGUGCGGGACAAUGAUCAUCCGGAACGGUCCAGCAGGGAGCUCUCCAAGAUCCUGGCCAAACUGGAGAGGCUGAAACAGCAGAAUGAAGAUCUGAGACGUAUGGCCGAGACGCUCAGGUUGCCUGACGGACAGGCUGACGCUGGUCCUGGAGCCGUGGGGAAAUUACGCAACCUUGAAGAGCAACUGAUCAGAGCUAAGGAGAAGAUCAACUCUUACCGCAGUCUCCCGGCUGAUGGCCCAGGAAAAGAUCAGGAGGAGCUGAGGAGGAAGGUCGAGAACGGCGUUAGAGAACUGUGGUAUUUCGUACGCAGCGAGGUGAAGAAACUGCCGCAGGUGGAGACUGGAGCUCUGCAGAAACAUGUCGACACUCUCCUACAGGACCUGGGACACCAGCAGAGGUCCAUCAUGACAGACCUGUAUCAUCUGAGCCAGGCAGACGGCGCUGGAGAUUGGAGAGAGAAGGAGGCCACAGAACUCUCCGACCUAGUGCAGAACAGAAUUACGUACCUACAGAACCCACAGGACUGCAGUAAAGCGCGCAAGCUGGUGUGUAACAUCAAUAAAGGUUGUGGUUACGGUUGCCAGCUCCAUCAUGUGGUUUACUGCUUCAUGAUCGCCUAUGGCACGCAGCGGACGCUCAUACUGGAGUCACAGAACUGGCGUUACGCUACCGGCGGCUGGGAAACGGUCUUUAAACCUGUGAGCGAAACCUGUACAGAUCGUACCGGCGCUUCUACAGGACACUGGUCUGGUGAGGCUAACGAUCGGGACGUUCAGGUUAUCGAGUUGCCCAUCGUGGACAGCCUCCACCCGCGCCCCCCUUACCUGCCCCUGGCCAUCCCGGAGGACUUGGCAGACCGGCUGCAGAGGCUUCAUGGAGAUCCGCCCGUGUGGUGGGUUUCUCAGUUUGUCAAGUACCUGAUCCGCCCUCAGGCCUGGCUGAUGAAGGAAAUGGAAGAGGCCACUGUCAAGCUGGGAUUUAAGCAUCCCAUUAUAGGGGUGCAUGUGCGGCGGACAGAUAAGGUGGGGACGGAGGCUGCCUUCCACCCCAUAGAGGAGUACAUGGUGCAUGUGGAGGACCAUUACAAGAGCCUGGCCCAGCGCAUGCACGUGGAUAAGAAACGCGUUUACCUCGCCACCGAUGACCCCUCUCUACUGCAGGAGGCCAAGACCAAAUAUCCUGAUUAUGAGUUCAUAAGUGAUAAUUCAAUUUCAUGGUCGGCUGGGCUACACAACCGCUACACUGAAAAUUCUCUGCGAGGAGUCAUCCUGGAUAUCCACUUCCUGUCUAGGACCAACUUCCUCGUGUGCACCUUUUCCUCACAGGUGUGUCGAGUGGCCUACGAGAUCAUGCAAAUUCUCCACCCGGAUGCCUCUUCCUUCUUCUACUCCCUCGACGACGUCUACUACUUCGGCGGCCAGAACGCCCACAACCAGAUCGCCAUCCACCCUCACCAGCCGCGAAGCAGCGACGACAUCCCUCUGGAGCCCGGAGAUGUGAUCGGCGUAGCGGGCAAUCACUGGGACGGGUUUUCCAAGGGCAUCAACCGCAAGACGGGCCGCACCGGUUUGUACCCGUCCUAUAAAGUCAAAGAGAAAAUCGAGACUGUGAAGUAUCCGACAUACCCAGAGGCGGACAAACUGAUCAAGAAGCAGUAACGGUAUAAAUACUUGUGUACUGAAAUGAGGAAACCCUGGACCACCCGGACGGGAAUGCACUUUGUGUGUGUGAAUGUGUAUGAAUGUAUUCAUGCGUGUAUGUGUGUGUGUGUGUGUAGUCUAGGGCUUCAUUACAGGGUUUCGGACACGUCCUUAACCCUGGUGCUUGGACUUUGAGUCCCUCGGAAAUGGCUAUCAGGGUCAUGGAUGACAAAAGGAAUAAAAAACAAAGAGGAAGAACUUGACAACAAACAGAAGGCACUGUACUGUAGGUACUGUCUAAUUAAUAUCCGGUUAAUGAAGGGAACUGAUACGUUUAUUUAAGAACACAACUGGACGACUCUGCAACCCCUUGAACUGAUCAUGAAAAUAAAAAUGAGGACCCGGUUACUCUUUUCCUCCUAUGCUCUUAUACCUCCUUGUGCACAAUGAUGGCAUUCUGUACUCUAGUCGCACUUCACCCGUUUCUCUUCGCCAACUGAUACUCCACAGCCAUGAGCUUUUAAUUUCCACUGCCAUACUGUGCUUUUAAAUGUGACUUCUUGCUGUUUUUAAUUUUCAUUGUAUGGUUUAUCAUGUGUUUGUAUGUGCGUUUGGAAAACGGUGCCUGUUAGGGCGGACGACUGACUUUUAGGAAUUCUGUGAUAUUUGACUCUGGAGCCUUACGGACCAGCCUUUUCACGCGGAUUUACACUCCACUCCCCCUUUCCACAAGGUGUCUUAUCCACACGCACCCACCCCUCCAUCAUGUUUUUUAGGAAAUCAUUUUAUGUUGUUGCGUUUUAAAAUACAAAAGAGAUAAGAUGAGAAAAAUGAUAUGUAAUAUGAAGAUAAUGAAACUAAUAUUAUUAAUAAUGAUAUGAGAUGAGAACGAGUAAUUAUAGGAACAGUGACACUUGUUGUCAUUGAACGUUUUAGCUAACCAUGAAGGAAUUGUUCAUUGUUUUAUGUUUGCGGGCAUUGUCUUUGGUGAGCAGAUCAAAUAAACUUGAUCGGCCAAA